Messenger RNA from Vespula pensylvanica (western yellowjacket), 1836 nucleotides. RefSeq lists its product as uncharacterized. Lineage: Eukaryota; Metazoa; Arthropoda; Insecta; Hymenoptera; Vespidae. Bases 50 to 1729 code for a protein of 559 amino acids. Gene Ontology annotation, molecular function: protein binding. The record is from RefSeq and is a predicted model, not a curated record. The transcript is spliced from 8 exons.
AUAUCACGAAAAGCAUGCGCAUAUGUAUUACACAUAUUCGUAAAGAAGGAUGCCUUACAGAGAUUUAUACGUUUUCUUUAAUUUUAUUGCAAUUUUUCACUGCAUAAACGGUGAAAUUUCUUUAAAAAAAAAUGAAAAACAUGCCGAUAUCGCGAAUAAUUAUGACGCCUGUUUUGAAAGUUUCGACGUCCACACUAAUAAAAUCAUUAAGACUGAAGAUUCAUGUGAUCUUGGUGCAAAAUAUUUGAAUGUAUUGGACCUUGAAUCCAGAGAAGACUGUUUUAAAUACUGUUGUGAUACAGAUAAAUGUGAUGUCUUUAUAUUUGAAGAAAAAAAACCAGGAAGUUGUUACUUGUUUGAAUGUGGACCACUUGAAGAUUUCAAAUGUAAAUUUACCACUCAUGUUAAUUACACAAGUGCAGUACUUACCAAUUACAAUAUACGCAAUCAUCCUCAAUUGGAAGAAGAAAUUCAAAUUUCUCAACACGAACACGAGUUAAAAUCAUUAAGAAAACAUUCCAAUAUUCCACCAGUUCAAUAUGCUGUUACAGAACAUAGUGUAAAGCCAAGUGUUGCUGUAACAUCACGUCCAAUUGUAACGACACCACCAGCUAAACAAGGUUGUAGUCACAAUCAAUACGAGUGUCGUUCAACUGGAGACUGUAUAGCUAUAUACAAUGUUUGCGACGGUAUUCCGCAAUGUACCGAUGGUUCUGACGAAGCGGCAGACCUUGUAUGUCCUACUGAAAAGCCGACUGUUCCACCUUCGGUAGUGAUACAAAGACCAUCCCCACAAUUACCUUCUAAUGUUAUGAAGUAUCAGCAAAUGAUCAAUCAACACAAAAAAGUUUAUCAUCAUGGUUCAGAAAAUAAUCCACAGAGAUGGGAAUUAUCACAACCGCAAAAUCUUCUAUACCCAGUACAAAUGGAAAAAAGCUUUGGUUCACCAGCAUAUCAAUGGGAUUAUCAACCAUUAUAUGAACAAAACAAAGAUUCCUAUGUUCCAGGAAACUCUUAUCAUGGACAAAAUAAUUUUAAUCCAUAUGAUCAAAACCAGCCUCAUAGUUUUAAUCACAAAGGAUCUAGUGUUAUAGGAGAACCUGAUGUAGACAGUAAUGUUUAUGCAGAUUCAAAGAAUCCUUAUCCAUCACACUUUUUAUUAACACCCAACAAAGGAAUGUUGCAAGAGGCUCAAGUUCAGCUAGCACCAUCAAUAACACCAAAUCUUCCACAAAAAUUGGACAACUACUUAAGUAAAGAUACAAAGAAUACAGUAUCACCACCUUGUGAGACAGCGGUACAGCAUACAGAUACAUUAAUUAAAGAUAAAGAGAUUAAAGGUAAAGUAGAUAAAAAGAAACAAGAAGAAACAUCAAAUAUUAAAAUAGAUGAACAUACUACAGAAAAAUCCCAUACUAUAAAAAUUAACGUUUCCAAACAAAAUCGUGAACGUAAAAGUGAGUUAACAGAUUAUAAAAGUAUUAUAAUUUUGGAGACAAAAGAACAUGAAAAAAGUUCUGUAGUUGCAGAACCUCUUCGACAAACAAAUUCGACGAAACUUCUAAAACCAAAAAGUGCAGUAAUUUCCUUGGUACUAGGAUUAAUAACUUCACUUACUACUGCUGCAUUAAUAGCUUGUCGAUUAUGUCUAAUAAAAAGACGUAAACACCGUGGACACGGACCUUAUGCUCACGAUCCUGAUUAUUUAGUUAAUGGAAUGUAUCUUUAAUUAUAUCAAAAGAAUCCUACUGAUAGCUCCCUGAUCAUAUAGUGCUAUUAACUUCCUAAUAUAUAGUGUUAAUAUUUAUAUAAUGAUAAUAAUUUUCAUCAAUUUCA